GGACCACAGACGGUCUUCGCCCAUUUCAUUGUGGGAUGUGCCGCGGCCAUGACUCCGGAACAAUGGGAGUCGGACAUAAUCGAAGCAAGGCGGUGUCAUAUCGAUGGCUUCGCACUCAACAUCGCCCCCCAGGAUUCUUACACCGAUCACGUACUGGAGAAUGCUUAUAAUGCUGCUGAAAGGGUGGGAGGCUUCACUCUACUCCUGUCCUUCGAUUAUGGCUCAGGAGGCCCAUGGCCAGUAGACCGUGUGAUCCACUACAUCAACACCUUCCGAGACCGUAGCGCCCAGUAUUUUUACCAAGGAAGGCCGUUAGUUUCCACCUUUGUAGGUGUCUCGAACGCAGCAGAUUGGGUCGACAUCAAGCGUGCUACCAACUGCUUCUUUAUUCCCAGCUGGCCCGACUGUGGCCCUGCCGCGAUCACCAGCCAUCUCGACAUCAUCGAUGGUGCUUUCAGUUGGGAUGCCUGGCCCGUGGGUGCCGAGCAGAAGAACACUGCUAGUGACGAACAUUGGAUGCAGUCCCUGGCCGGGAGACCGUACAUGAUGCCUGUUUCCCCGUGGUUCUAUACGAAUUUGCCUCAGUGGAAUAAGAAUUGGUUGUGGCGCGGCGACGAUCUCUGGCACUAUCGCUGGGAGCAAGUCGUGAAACUGCAGCCAGCCUUCAUUCAGAUCAUCAGUUGGAACGAUUACGGCGAGUCACACUACAUAGGGCCUGUUCAUGAGGCCGGGGUACCCGAAGGGGCAGGCCGCUAUUGUUUCGGCCAUCCUCACGACGCAUGGAGAGUGCUCCUCCCCUAUUACAUUGACGCCUACCGGAAUGGUGGGGUAGUUGACUCCAACCAACCUCGACAUCACUUGUCCUUUGCAGAUAAGAUUGUGUACUGGUAUCGGACGAACCCCAGUCAUGCCGGUAGUGCCAAUGGGACUACGGGCAACAACCUGGGCGUGGGUCAAGAGGAAUUGCCGCCGGGGGUUGUAUCGCAGGAUAAAGUGUUUGUCAGUGUGAUUGUGGGGACCCCAAGCGAGAUCCGUAUCCAGAUUGGGGGUGGAACGCCUCAUGUCGUACAAGCCGGGGGGGCUGGCGUCCAUCACUGGUCGGUUCCAUUCGACGGAGAAACAGGAACAGUGAAGAUCUGGAUUGUACGCGAGCAGCAGGUGAUGGCGUCGGCGACUGGACCGGCCAUCACAGAACAAUGCCAGGAUGGCAACGUAAAUUGGAAUUGUUAUGUGGGCUCAAGCGAUUAGAUGGGUGGAUCUGACGAUAUCGCUUAUCGUAAGAGCUGUUUUCAGAUAAGAAGCUCUUAGUGCAGUGGAGAGAGGAUGAUAGAUAUAGACAGGAUAAUGGCGUGAAUCGACUAUCCUCAAUAUGAGGGGCUUUAGACU
This is a messenger RNA of Aspergillus saccharolyticus JOP 1030-1, 1386 nucleotides long. Its product is annotated as glycoside hydrolase family 71 protein. The transcript is spliced from 3 exons. Bases 49 to 1248 code for a protein of 399 amino acids. Gene Ontology annotation, biological process: mating projection tip cell wall disassembly. Gene Ontology annotation, molecular function: glucan endo-1,3-alpha-glucosidase activity. Lineage: Eukaryota; Fungi; Ascomycota; Eurotiomycetes; Eurotiales; Aspergillaceae. The record is from RefSeq and is a predicted model, not a curated record.